Nicrophorus vespilloides is the source of this 3060-nucleotide messenger RNA. RefSeq names its product ubiquitin carboxyl-terminal hydrolase 16 (gene Usp16-45). The transcript has 7 exons. Gene Ontology annotation, molecular function: cysteine-type deubiquitinase activity; zinc ion binding. The record is from RefSeq and is a predicted model, not a curated record. Gene Ontology annotation, biological process: protein deubiquitination. Bases 309 to 3056 code for a protein of 915 amino acids. Lineage: Eukaryota; Metazoa; Arthropoda; Insecta; Coleoptera; Silphidae.
CGGUUGGCGGCAUUGUCAUGUGACAGUUCAACUUUUUUUUUGCUGUUGCUGCUUGUCUGCGAGACGGAGAAGAAGGAAGGAUCUUUGGUCGGAUAAAAGAGAAGAGAAUCAGAAUUGGCGUGAGACAGAAGUCGAUGUUGUGUGGGGAUCGUGAAUGAAAAUCGUAUUGGAAAACGCCAUCAGCUCUGGCAGUGCGUGCAAUUAGAAUUCGGCAGAUAUUCGUGUCAGGCUGUGUGCAUGAAGGUUAAAACGUGUUCCCAAUCGAAUUCCACGUUAGCCGCAAGAGGAAGCACUCUGACAGCGACGUGAUGAGCAAGAAGAAGCACCAGGGCGAUCCGUCGUCCGGAGUCGCGGCCACCUCGGAUCGGUCGGACUGCAGCUCGGACGAGUACAACCAUGGCAACGGUAGGGGAGGUUCCGGAGUGCAGUGUUCGCACGCCCACAGGGCCGUCGAUCUGGGCAAGAUUAAGAAGGCCCUGCAGAAGGACGGCGGUCUGCGAUCCGACUGCGACGACUGCAAAAAGAAUCCACCAGUAUCGUUGUCCGGAACGGCAACGGAAGAAACUGUGGUGGCCACAUCCGAAGCAGCGACGACCAGCCUCCUUCCGCAAGAUAUGCCCGAUCUGGAGUCGGUCAUCUUCGAGAUCGACGAAUCCCUUUGGAUGUGCCUAAAGUGCGGACACCAAUCGUGCGGUCGUUACAAGAACAGCCACGCUCUGCAGCACUUCCAGACGCCACGCUCAGACUGCCACAGCAUCUGUUUGAACACCACGAAAUGGUCGAUCUGGUGCUACGACUGCGACGAGGAGCUCAACAUCACCGUCACCAAGAAGAUGCUCGAGUGCGUCGAGUAUCUGAAGAAGCAAUCGGAGGGCGGUAAAAAGAAGAACAACAACAACUUGAACAAUUCCGACUCCAAUAAGGAUGUCGACAACACCGGUGCCAGCAGUAAAGUGAUUUGCGUGAUCGACGAGAAGACGUCACUGGCAUCAUCGUCGUCGAGUUUCGUCAAGGAUGAGGUGCAGAUACCGGGCGUCGGCGAUCUGCCGAAAGCGCGAGGACUCUCGAACCUGGGCAACACGUGUUUCUUCAAUUCUGUGAUGCAAUGUCUGGGCCAGACUCCGUACCUGCUCAACCUUCUGGAGGAGACCUCCAAACCGGGACAAUAUUUCAAGCUGCCCGGAGGAAAACUGACGCUCGACGAGAAGACCAACGAGUCUGUAGAGUUGGACCCUCUGGAUGGUGAAUUGGAAGAGUGGAAGCCGUUGACGAAGGUGCUUGCCGAGACAUUGAGGGAACUGCAGAGUGGUCGGCCGGAGGUGCACAAUCCUCGCAUGCUCCUCUCCAGGCUGACGCAGAGGAUGCCGCAAUUCGGCGGUGGCGAUCAGCACGACUCGCACGAGCUGUUGCGGCAUCUGCUGGAGGCGGUGCGCGAGGAAGAUUUGCGCCGAUACCAGUCGGUCAUUCUGCAGAAGUACGGUCUGGUGAAGGCCGAUCCGGCCACCGUCAAAGGUAACACCAAGAAGAUCAUCAAAUACUACGGAUCGCAAGCGUCGGAGCUGCUGCUGCCCACCGAGCAGGUGUUUCGAGGUGUCCUCGUGAGCACGCUGCAAUGCCAGGACUGCAACCACACCUCGCAUCGCGACGAAUUCUUCCUCGAUCUGAGUCUUCCCAUCUCCGAGAAGCAGACGCCGCCGGUGCUGAGGCGCAAGGCGGACGAACUGGACGACAACAAAACCUCCAAGCAUCAGAUCAAGAAGGAGAAGCGACAGGCGAAGAAGAACAAAAAGAGCAAGCACCAUCAAAAGCAGAUAGCCGUUGCGUCCGCCUCCACCGCCGCAGACAACCAGACGAACUCUGCCUCGUCCCCUUCGAUCGACAAGUACUGCUCGGACAGCGAGUCGGACGCGGACGUCGAGGAUAACAUCGAGGACUCCAAUAAUGGCAGGUCAAUGGAUGAGGGACCAUCGAAGGGUACCGAAUCUGGAUACAAUUCGGAUAAGAACGGCAUCAGUCCGGACAACGCAUCGCCCGACAUGAUCGUCGGUAUGCUGAGCGUGUCGCCGUUGGGUAAUGCAAGUCCAGACAACAGCGCGGCCUCCAGCGAAACGAACAUCGAUAUGGGUAGUCCGACGUGCGGCAGAAAUACACCCAACGAGAUGGACGAUGAACUGACAAGACCCGCCUCUCUUUUAUUCAAUACGAAGAACAAAAGCAAUGAUCUCAAAGCUGACUUGGAAAAGCUGUCUCUGAAGAACGAGCUCAAAACUGAGGACGGCGCGUGCGGUGGCGUCGGACUCAACGACGAGGAUGAGGAUGAAGAUGAAGAAGAUGAGGACGACGACGAGGACGAAGAAGAUGAUGAGAAGAUGGAAGUCGAUGACGAGGACAUGUGGUGCGGCACGAUAUCGGACCGUUAUCAUAUAGAGGACGGCGAGUGUUCGGUGCAGUCGUGCCUUAACCAAUUCACCACCUCCGAGCUGAUGACGGCCAACAAUAAGGUCGGCUGCGAGCUGUGCACCAAGAGGCACGGCGGACCCGACAAGAAAACCGUCUACACGAACGCCCGCAAGCAAUUGCUCAUUUACAAUCCGCCCGCCGUGCUCAUUCUCCAUCUGAAGAGGUUCCAGGUAUAUCACUUUCGUCCGUUGAAGAUGUCCAAGAACGUCAAGUUCCCGAUCGUCCUGGACAUAGCGCCGUUCUGCUCGAAGCGCUCCAAGAACCUGCCGACGUUCACCGCCGGCCAGAACCGCGUGCUGUACUCGCUUUACGGCGUCGUCGAGCAUAGCGGAACGAUGCACGGGGGACACUACGUGGCGUACGUCAAGGUGCGACCCAAGCUGGACGACGACAGCUACCGUUGGGGAUUCCUCCCCAAGAAUCAGAGACGCGACAAGGGUGGUGCAGUCGGUAGCGGCAGUUCCCCGCCCCCGAGCGAACCGCAAGCUCCGCCCGGCAAGUGGUACUACGUCAGUGAUUCGUUCUCCUCGGAGGUGGCCGAAUCCAAAGUGCUCAACGCGAACGCGUACCUGCUCUUUUACGAACGCAUCCUGUAGUAGU